Molecule: messenger RNA, 420 nt
Organism: Exophiala xenobiotica
Lineage: Eukaryota; Fungi; Ascomycota; Eurotiomycetes; Chaetothyriales; Herpotrichiellaceae
Exons: 1
Coding region: 1-420 (139 amino acids)
Source: RefSeq, a predicted model, not a curated record
AUGUGGGAGAAAAUUUCUUCUCUAUUCCAACACAGAGACUCGGGUGAGCGACAAUCUCACCAUUCCAGACGGCGACGUCAAUCCGACCCACUUGGAAAUUUGAGUGAACUGUCGGUGCCUCCACCGGUCGAAAACCGAAGUGACUCCAAGUUCUAUCGCCACCACAGUCUAGAGGAGAAUCUCAGACGAAAUGAACAGGGUGAAGAAAAUGAGUUUGAGGACGACGGAGGAGAUGUUAUUGUUCACCACCACGACCUUGAAGACAAUCUCGAGCUUGCGAAGGAGCUUUCGAAAGAGUUGAGAAAGCAAUCACAAGAGCUUCGACGUCUUUCCACUGAACAUGAACGUUUCACGAGGACCGAGGACCGAGGACGGGACCUGAAAGUUGCUGAGGUCACUAAUUUGGAAGAGAAAAGGUGA